CGGGCGCCUCCGGGCUAUAAAACAGGCGCCGGUCGCCGUUCGCGUUGCCGCCGCUGACCUUCGCGUCUCCUCCGUUGCCGGCCCCGCUCCCGUUCGUUCCAGCCAUGGCGCCCAGGAAGUUCUUCGUGGGGGGCAACUGGAAGAUGAACGGCGACAAGAAGAGCCUGGGCGAGCUCAUCCACACGCUGAAUAGCGCCAAGCUCUCCGCCGACACCGAGGUGGUUUGUGGAGCCCCUGCCAUCUACCUAGACUUUGCCCGCCAGAAGCUCGAUGCAAAGAUUGGAGUGGCAGCACAGAACUGUUACAAGGUACCAAAGGGAGCUUUCACAGGAGAGAUCAGCCCAGCAAUGAUCAAGGAUAUUGGAGCUGCAUGGGUGAUCCUAGGCCACUCGGAGCGAAGGCAUGUUUUUGGAGAGUCUGAUGAGUUGAUUGGGCAGAAGGUGGCUCAUGCUCUGGCUGAGGGCCUUGGAGUCAUUGCCUGUAUUGGAGAGAAGUUGGAUGAGAGAGAAGCUGGCAUAACAGAAAAGGUGGUUUUUGAACAGACCAAGGCUAUUGCUGAUAAUGUGAAGGACUGGGGUAAGGUGGUUCUUGCUUAUGAGCCAGUUUGGGCUAUUGGAACUGGUAAAACUGCAACUCCCCAACAGGCUCAGGAAGUUCAUGAGAAGCUGCGGGGGUGGCUGAAAAGCCACGUGUCUGAUGCUGUUGCUCAGUCAACUAGGAUUAUCUAUGGAGGCUCUGUCACUGGCAGCAACUGUAAGGAGCUGGCCUCUCAGCAUGAUGUGGAUGGCUUCCUUGUUGGUGGAGCUUCUCUCAAGCCAGAGUUCGUGGAUAUUAUCAAUGCCAAACACUGAAGCACCCCAUGAGGAGCUGUCCCUUGUGGUUAAGAAAUGGAAGCAAGAAGGGACCUUUUGUUGCACACGUCUCAGUACGGAGGCCUUCCCGAGGCUUUCCCCCUCCACAGUCAUUGUUGUAGAUGUUCUGCUAACCACCCCCACCACGUCAGAGUCCUGUUAGCAGGAGCCUGUCUCGGCAGAGUCUUGACAGUCUCCUCUCUGAGCUGAAUCCUCAUCCCUGUUCAGAGCCCACAGCCCACCUGGCCAGUAUUUCUCCCUUUCCCUGCAGCCCUGCAGGGAGAGGGGGCCGCUGGUGCUGUGGGGAGGAAAAAGGAACCACAGUCUUGCAUCCAUAAUUCAGUUCCAUCAGCAAGGAACCUGUCAGCUUAGAUCCUUGUGAGAUGUCUUACCUCACCUGUGUCCCGUACUGAACAAUAAAUGAAAAACAGAAAAAGCAAA
This is a messenger RNA of Serinus canaria (Common canary), 1292 nucleotides long. It is a transcript of the gene TPI1, whose product is annotated as triosephosphate isomerase 1. Gene Ontology annotation, biological process: gluconeogenesis; glyceraldehyde-3-phosphate biosynthetic process; glycerol catabolic process. Gene Ontology annotation, cellular component: cytosol. Lineage: Eukaryota; Metazoa; Chordata; Aves; Passeriformes; Fringillidae. Bases 105 to 851 code for a protein of 248 amino acids. Gene Ontology annotation, molecular function: triose-phosphate isomerase activity. The record is from RefSeq and is a predicted model, not a curated record. The transcript has 7 exons.